AAAUUGACAUCCGGCUGUCGGAGUGUUUGGCUUCGACUGUUUUUUGUCUCGCAUUAUUUUUAUUAAAAUUUGCGGUUCUUAUUUCGAAAUAUACAUUAAAAUAACGUAAACUAUACGCAUUGAACCCUUAAUUUUAUAUUGACCUAAGAAUAAUAUUGAAAAACUUGGUGGGAAAGACUUAUCUGGACAUUUCGUGAAUUGGAUAGAUCAUUUGUGGAAGAUUUACAAUGGAUAACAAUUUUGAUCCAAGAUAUUUAUCGAUCUUGGCGGAAACGAUAAGGCAACAACAAUUUCAACCUCAGCAAAAUCAGUUCAUGAUGCCGGAUCAAUUUCAGCAACAGCAGUUUCAGCCUCAACAGAAUUUUUCACCACAGCAGUUUCCGCCACACAAUCAGCAACAACAGCAACACCAGCAGCAGCAGCAAGGUCAACAACACCAUCAGCAACAUCAACAAUAUCCACAACAACAAGCACAGCAACGGGAGCAGUCUCCGGGGCAGACUACGCGUGUUCGAAAUGAUACCCAGGUAAAAAAUAAGCAAAACGACGAACCCCCACAGCAAAUAAAAAAUCAGCAACAAUCACAACAGAAGAUUCAACGUCCUCAACAAACUUUUGUUGUUCACACACUUCUCGGAGCCAGAGAAAUUGAACUCCUAAUCAGAGAGUUCAAUCCUGCAAAAAAUUCUGAUCUGUACGCUACAGAGUGGAUCAGUGAGAUUGAACAAUUGGGAACAAUUCACAAAUGGGACUCUUGCCAUCUCUUGCUGUACGCCACCAUGAGAUUGAGUGGUGUAGCCAAGACUUGGUUUGAGUAUUCACUUGAAAGUAUAUCAGACUGGGAAGACUUCAAGCAAGGGCUUGUAAGUAACUUCCCUAGAGCUAUUGAUGCAUCAGAUGUUCAUGCUAAACUCAUAGCGAAGAAGCGGCGUUCUCAGUCGCUUGAAGAGUAUUUUCACAGCACAGUGAAAUUGGCCAAGAGAAUUAAACUAGAUGAUGAUGCUAUCAAAGACUACCUCAUUCGUGGUCUUGAACAACCAAAGCAUCAGAUAGUUCUUUCCUCUAUUGGACCAUGUACUCUUAGUGAGUUUUUGCAGCAUAUGCAACGUCUCGAUGCAGAUUCUACUCCAACAUCAACAAACACCAAACGAAAUCGUUCUCCUGAUGGAUCGACAGAUGAUAGACACAAAGUACGAAGGUCUUAUUCUCCGGAGAGGUCCGAGAGAAAGGAAAGAUCUCGUAAAUGUGCUAUAUGUUCGUCAGGUUCACACUGGACGACACAUUGUCCAGAUCAUCCAAAAAAACUCAAAAAGUCAUCUCGAUAUGAUGAAGGCAAAGGUUCACGAUCAGAUUCAAGUUCUCGAAGUAAUGUUGAUAAAUCCCCAUCUAACAAUUCAGAAACUGCUCCGAAACAAAUAAUGUGCUUUAAAUGUAAAACCAGAGGUCAUAUAGCUAAGAAUUGUCCAGAAAAAGAUGUAAAUUCACGAAAACGAGAUAUGAAGUCUAAGGAAUCCGCUUCGCCAGAUCUUACUCAAGAAGACUGUAAUGAAUUUGACAUUGUAAUUGACGACGAAAUGGAUGAACAAAUUGAUGAAGUCCUUGAUCUUGCUAAUAUGUAAUGUGUUUGCAUAUUAGAAAUUUAAUCAAUAAAUAAAACAUGAAGUAAAGCUGUAGACUAAUUUUAGGUACUAAAAAUUAAAUUAAAUUCUUAAAGACCUAUAAGUACAA
Molecule: messenger RNA, 1728 nt
Organism: Phlebotomus papatasi
Lineage: Eukaryota; Metazoa; Arthropoda; Insecta; Diptera; Psychodidae
Exons: 2
Coding region: 228-1619 (463 amino acids)
Molecular function (GO): nucleic acid binding; zinc ion binding
Source: RefSeq, a predicted model, not a curated record